This is a messenger RNA of Bursaphelenchus xylophilus (pine wood nematode), 5349 nucleotides long. The record is from the annotation of a GenBank genome assembly. Lineage: Eukaryota; Metazoa; Nematoda; Chromadorea; Rhabditida; Aphelenchoididae.
AUGGAAUCUAUCGAUGGACGACAAUCUGAAGAUCAAAACUCCAGAUUUCAAAGGUUCUCCGUUGCCAGUCAAAAACUUCGUCAAUUUCAGCGUGAGUAAACUGGAAAUAGCCAAAUUUUUUUGUAGAAGCCAUAGCUCAAACGUCGGAUAUAGAUUUGGCGGAUGUUUUGAAGGAAUCCAUCAACCAUUUAGUAGCUACCGAUGCUUACGGAACUCGUGACGAAGCGUUGGAUUCUGCCAGACAAAGGUAAUUGUAAUAUUGUAAUACAAUAUUUUUUCUAAUGUGCAAUAUAGGUGCAAGAAACUAUUCAAAAGCGAUCUAUUGGGUUCUGUGAAGAGAUAUGGAGAGCGGGAGUUUUGUCGGAAGGCUAAUGUUGAUAUCACUAAAGAUCUUGGAAGCCAGAACGCUUUUUUCAACUUGGUCUCUAACUACGAACCUGAAUACUUGAGACUUGCCAUUGAGGUGUUGUUGGAUACUCAAUUCGAAUCUUUAGCCCAUUUUCGGAGAGAGUUCAGGAAUGUGGCCAAAAAAAGGUUGUUUACAUCUCCGAAGAUCGUCGCAAAUCCCAAGCUGGCUAUCGGAACAGUUACGUACGUUUUAUUGUAUAUGAUUGCAGUUCAAUUUUAGAAAAAUAUACUCCGAAGAUGGUAAGAACGUGGCAUACAUUCAUUUCCUGGUUCUUUCCUGCCAGUUGAUUGUGUUAAUGGAACAGCUUGUUAUUGAGCGAGUCAUCUUGAACAUCACUGCUAUGUUUAGCAAUAAGUCUGCUUUUUCAGUAAGUAUUCGAAUUGCUUAAGAAGACGAUUUUUAGUCGACUGCUGAUAUCAUUCGUGAACUUAGCAAAAACUUUAUCCCCGGUUCUAUUUUGUUGCCAAAGUUCUUCGAAAAUGUUGGUUUCCGUUACGGCUUUGAGCAGACCGAACUGCACACUUACAAUUAUCAUGUUGACGACCUUUUUGCAAAUCUUAGUAAUGGGAUAAUACUAUCCCGACUUGUGGAAAAUAUUCACUUUUCGAAGACGGGAAAGUUGAAACCAAUUGGAGGAAUCAGCCCAGAAGAUGAUCGCUUGAGGAAGAUUUCAAACAUCAGGAACGCCAUUGCGUAUGCAAUGGAAGUAGGAUUGAUUCCGGAAGGUUUGUUUUUACCAAGACGUCUUUAGUUUUUCAUUUAUCUGGUACAUUGAUGCAUUUCAGACGCCAAGUUCAAUGCCGCCGCCGUUCAUGCUGGAGAGAAGAAGGAGAUUUUGAAACUUCUUUGCCUCUUAUUUGAUGUUGAGCGUAAUGAAGAAACUGUGAGAAGAACUUACAACAAUACGUUUGUGGAUUGGAGUAUGAUCAGAAACAAUCGAUCACAUGCAACUUUAACUAAUCCGUCCCGAGAUGCGAAUAUUCUUACUUCCACACCGAUGUGUCCUAAACAAAGGAGUCCAUUGGAGCCUCUUGACCUCAAUGAAAGUGAGAUUCCAAGUUUUAGGAAUCGACCAGAUGAACUCCAGCUUCGUAAAAAAGUUCAUGAACAAACUCAAACAAGUUUUGACGGAGACGAGUCCCGGAAUACAACUGUAAGGAAAAUCGAAGUCGACGAGAAUACAAGGUGGUCAAAUAAUUUUGAAGAAGUAAACGAGACGAUCAUUCUUCGGGCCAAGACGGUUAUUACACAAGAGUGCCAGACUUCAUGUGAGGCCCCAAAAGAAAUGUUUGUUAAGGAAGGAGCGCCGUACGAAGAUGACGCUACUCCACAGAACGCUGUAAAUGUGACCCUAUCUGAAAAAUUUUCUGUUGGAAUUGAGGGGAGUUAUCAGAGAUAUAAUGCACCAACUUUGGCUGAUGAGUUAAAUGAAUAUGUGGAGUCAGAUGCUACGAUUCAUGCCCAAAACAAUUCGGACGAAGAGAAGGGUGAGGUUCUACAAGAGUCGCCACGGUCCACCGCCGGGCGAAGUGCUGAAAAUUUUGAGAAGAUUCAGCCCGUUUGUGAAGAACCAGUCGGCCAAAUUGAUGUUGAAAUUCGAAGUAUCAAUCAAGAAAAACCCUUAUCUCAAUCCAUCGAAACACCUACAACCGUGGAAGAAGAUUCAGACAGAGGGAACGACGAAAUUCUGGAGGGAUGUGUCAAUCCUCAUCAACUAAGUUACGUGGAAGAGCCCUUGACUGACGAGGAUUCCGCUGGAGAUGAUAACGAGAAUAAAGGUAAUGCUUUUACUUGAAAAUGGACCAUUUAUUUCAGAUGAUCCCGAUUUCUCAGCCGAAGUGAGCAAGUACUUAAAUCAGUCGGUAAACGAAUCGUUGAUAUUGGAUGCAAGUCCGAAGACAGAGUUGAUCGAGGAAUCCGCCGGAAUACAAAACACUUAUAAACGGGGUAUGUAUGACUGUUUGUUAUUUAAAACAGGUUUUGCGAGAAACUUGGGCUUUUAGAUUUCAGAUGCUUUGUGCACAAAAAAGGAGAUGUUACAGUAGGGAUGUGAAAUAUCUACCAUAGAUCGCUAGUUGUAUAUUAAACUAGGCAGGUCAAAUUUUAAAUUUUUGGGUUACUUUAGGUAUAUUGUAACGUCUUUAGAUUUUUCGUUUCUCCUUGAUUAGCUGCCCGAUUGACUUCAGACCUUUUUAAGGUCAUACAGGGUAGGCCACUCAAAAUUACCAAGCUUAGUUUAGGUGCAAAAAUUACUAAAUUUUUGCCGACUUUCGAUCUAAAAAUCUCGGUUGUUUCUGCAAAGCGCGAGCUAGGAUUCUCGCAUAUAUCUUAGAAAAAAUUAUUCUAAAUUUUUGCCAAGUUUCAUCAAAAUCUGAGCGUCGCACUUGGAGUACUUCCCCUGUUAGUAAAAAAAUUUAACAUUAUAAGUUUUCUCAAAAAUUUUGCAUGCUUUUACAUCCUUUUGUAUAUGGUAGGUAUUUCACAUCCCUACUGUAACAUUUUGUUUUUUGCGCACAGCUAGCUCGACUCUCUGGAAAAACCUGGUUUGAAUAGCAUUGGUUUGUGAUAACGUUGAUGCAUCAUCUUUCAGACUUUUUCAAUUUACCCAUAUUGAAAGAAGAAAACUCGAAUGAGUUGAUGGAACAUGAUCUUCCAGAAGUAUCGAAGAGGAUUUCGGACCAAUUUAACCUGAAUACGGAUUCGUCAAUUUCUGAUCACAGUUUCCGGAUUGAUACCUUGGAGAAGAAAGAAGAACAAAAACUCGAGGCGGAUGGACAGUCGUUGAAUAAUCAGAGUGAUGAGAACAGCCAAAAAUAUAAUGUACAGGAGGCCAAUCAAGAUGAUGAGUUCAAGGAAUCGAAUACGACUGAAGCUGAGAGAUCUGUAGACUCCUGCCGGCUGUUAACUUUCAACGAGAAAACUGAGAAAGAUGAGAGCAACAGAAAUAUGUCUGAUGAUAAGGCACAUGAGGGUUCCCGUUAUUUUUCUGCUAUUGGAUCUACUUUGUUAAACGAAAUCAAUUCGGAGUUCAAGAAAGUUGAUCCCAGUUCCUCUGAAAAGAGCACUGCAUCCACAUCAGCUGCAAGGACUUUGAACUUAUUUGGCGACGAAGAAACAGAAGUGUUUAAAGGAAAUGGCAUGCAAGAAAGGAGGCAAAGAAUUCUUGAUUUUGAUGACGAAGGUGAAGACGAAGCGUCUCCAUUGAAUACGGAUGCCCGUGAGGUGAGACUUUUGGAGGAGUCUAUGGAUUCCAGCGGGUUCUCCGAGAAAACAACUAAGAAAUUACUUGCUCAGGUUCAGUUCGAAAUGAGAAUGGCUAGUAACAAUCGACUCGCCGCGGAUGCUUUGCUUUCUAUGAUGAAGAAGAAUAUGCCGGAUAAAAAAAACAAACCAGAAUACAGUAAAGAACAAGCCACAAUGAUUAUUCAGGUAGGUAUUGGAGUUGAAAGACGAUUUUUGAGAAGCUGAAUCUAUGAAGCGGUAUGUGCAAGAAUUUGACCCUAUGCUUUUGUUAUAUCAUCGCCUACAUACUUUACAUCACCGAUGUGAAUGUUUUUUCGAAAAGCAUAUUACUAUGACGGAAAUAAUAGGUGUACAAUUUUUGGUUAAUUGUGACCUAUAGUGUGAAAAACGGGCGCGGGAAUGUCGGGCAAAGUUGCAAACAUGGGUAAUCGAGUACAAGGAUCGCUUCCUUAAUUGGCUCCAGCCUCCUCAUGUUACUGUAUGCUAUAAUAUGUAGUAACCUGAGGAGUUUGGAGAUAAUUAGGAGAAUGUUCUUUGUGCUAUAUUACCCAUGUCUGCAAUCAACAUUCCCGCUUUGAUAUGACAUCGAAAAAACGUAGGGUCAAAUUCUUGCCCACCCCUUGCUUCAAGGAGGGUGCAAUAAGUAAUGCCCUUUUUUGCACCAUGAAGAAGUAGUCAUCACCUUGUUUUGGCUACAGUCGGGAUUUGGCAAGUGCCGCGGUGAUACCCUCAGAGGAAUCCGUUAUUUCGAAAUUCCAUCAUCGCUUGCCUGAGAAGACUGUGCCCGUCUCGAAGAGGGUCAUUAUUUAUUGGGCAACCUAGUAAUUAAUUUUUUGAGAUAGCUUGGAAUUUAAACUGUUUUAGGCAUGGUGGAGAGGAGUUCAAUAUAGAAGAUCCAAUUUAGAAUUGUUGGAUUCUCUAAGAGAGCGAAUUAAAGCCGCGAAAGAAAGAAGGCAUGGACAAUAUGACUUCCAAAAUCAUCGGUCUAUGAAUUUGCAGACCCGAGUCACCAAGUAUAUCCCGAUGUUGGUUUCCUCGUCUUUGUAUGAGAGAGUUGUGGCCGCCUCUUUUAUGAGUAAGUUCUCUGUUUCUGAUAUUUUUUACAUUAGAUAAUUAAUGUAAUAAAUUAUCAUUUUAGAUAGAAUAAUCGAAGAUUACCCAUCAAUAAUCGAUGUUUUUGUGGAAAGAAAUGGAGUUACGGCCCUUGUGGAGUCGAGUAAUCUUCUGAUCCGAAGUGCCGCGGACAUUGUUGUACAGACACAGCUGUCAUUACUUGUGAAUAAUAUUGUCGUAAGUUUUCGCUUCUCCUUUUAUACACAUUCUAGACUAAAAGUGAGAUUGGAAAGAUUGAAGGAGAUGUUGUUGGACUAACAAAUUUAUUGGUGAAACACCUGAAAAAGUAUCGACCUCAUUCUAGUGUUGUGGAUCGAGAAGUCGGCGAGAUUUUUAAGAAUACCGCCGGCUCCCUUUUCUUAUUGGCGGGAAGUUCGGCCGCGAUUGAAGUUGUAAGUAUUCCCGUUGACAGUAAUCAUGUGUUCUUUUUUUUGAUAUGGUAAGCUUCUUUUUAGAUGAGAGAUCAGAAAAUCAAGUAUUACAUCGAAAAGGUGAUGAAUAUCCGCUUUCCCCACGACGAUUUCUCCAUGUCUCGCUUUCAAUUGAGACAAGUCUUGAAGAAGAUAGACAACUCUAUUAACUGA